UGAGCCUCCCUUGUUUAAUAAAUGGAAGUUAGGUGUGCGAAUCACAUGAAAGUGAGCACAAGUUGCCACGAGACCGUUUGGACAUGCAAGUCAGAUAAUUCCCAAUUGUCAGCGUGGCACGUGGCAAUUAGUAAUAUGGCAUGGCCAUGGUUUCACGGAAAUCCCAAUCCAUCUUGAAAGGGAAGAAAUGCAAAAAAAUCCCAUUAAUGCUUCCAUCCAAUCGUGUAUAAAUGUAAGCACAAGAACUCCAUUCACCAUUGUAGUGCUUCCUUCAUCUGAGUUUUCCAUUUCAUGGGUUGGUCUCCUGAAUUGGCUAUGAAAGCCUAUCUCCACGCUCUCAAGCUGUUUAAGGAUUACUACAGCCAGGACUGCACCAUCGAGAGCUUGCGACUCAUCGAACCCAAGUGCAUGGAGUACAUUUCAGCCUUGGCAGCGGGCAAUCAAGCUCACCUGAUGGUGGAGAUUGCCUCUAGAGGCAUCUCUCCGAUGACGAUCGCACUAGCGGUGGCCGCAAAGCACACGGGUGGCCAACUUAUCUGCAUUCUUCACAAGCAAGAAGUCCUCCAUGAGACGACGACCCAAAUCGCAGUCUGCGACCUCGAAGAUGUCGUAGAGAUUGUGGUUGGUGACCCAUGUGAAGUGAUCAAGCAUUAUAAGAACAUCGAUUUCGCUAUCAUAGAUUGUAGAAUGGAUGAGUAUUUGAAAUUGUUCAAGACCAUUGAUAUGAACCCAAGUGGGUCAGUUGUGGUGGUGAACAAUCUCUUCCAUAGAAAAAUUAAACCAUCAUAUGCCCAAGUUGUUAAAGGGAGGGUUGGGAUUGAGUCUGUGACCCUACCCAUUGGUGAAGGAAUGGAAGUGACAAAAAUAGGAUGGAGUUGUAAACAUGAGAAUAGAGCAUCCAAGAGAAGUCAUGUAAAGGUUGAAGGGAUUGUGUAAUGGACUGUUCAUAUUGGCAAUGUACCUGAAAUAUGAAUACUUUAGACCCA
Messenger RNA from Magnolia sinica, 986 nucleotides. RefSeq lists its product as uncharacterized. Lineage: Eukaryota; Viridiplantae; Streptophyta; Magnoliopsida; Magnoliales; Magnoliaceae. The transcript is spliced from 2 exons. The record is from RefSeq and is a predicted model, not a curated record. Bases 292 to 936 code for a protein of 214 amino acids.